This is a messenger RNA of Chara braunii, 3189 nucleotides long. The record is from the annotation of a GenBank genome assembly. NCBI's taxonomy places the organism in Eukaryota, Viridiplantae, Streptophyta, Charophyceae, Charales, Characeae.
GUUAGUUCUCACUUGUCGAUUCACACUUGUCGAUAAACCACAUGUACCAGAAGACAUUGUCAGCGACUGCGACACUCGUUUCAUGUCGGCGUUUUGGACUKCUCUCAUGCAGGAGUCCGGCGCAACAAUGAAACCAAGCUCGGCUCGGCAUCCUCAGACAGACGGGCAUACGGAGCGAGCACAUCAAACCGAUCAAAUGAUACUUCGUACGCUCAUCCGUCCGRACCAGAAAGAUUGGGUUGACCGCCUCCCCGACAUCGAGUUCGCCUACAACACUUCGGUGCAUCCGGCGAUCGGCGCGACUCCAUUCGAGUUGCACCACGGUGGACGGAAGGGCCGGAUCUUCGCCGACCUUGUCCUCCCUCGACCAGCCGUCAUUGACGCUGCCUGCUCUCCCGCUUCCGUCCGGAAGUACAAGGAAUUGCUGACUCAAGUCUGCGCAAAUAUGCAAAAGGCUCAAGUCCGCAUGCAGCAGCAAGCCAACAGGCGUCGCGUACCAUGUCCCAUCCGCGCCGGUGAUCUGGUUUGGGUCUCCACGGAAGAGUUUGCACAGGAACAGGAUGUUUCAUGCAAACUGCUUCCCAAGUGGUUUGGACCUUGGUCUGUGACAGCAGCCGCGGGCGAUGAGCCCGAUGGCCCUUCAUUUGUGAUCAACAUUCCUGAGCAUCUAACGGUCCAUCCGGUCUUCCACGCCUCGAAGCUGGCAACAUACACGCCAUCCAAGAGCGACGACUUUCCGGACCGACGAUCACAGGACCCUCCUUCUAUGGAUGGCCAUCAGGAAGUUGACCGCGUCAUCUCCGAUCGCAAGUACGGCAGCAAGCCGCGGCAGUAUAAAGUCACAUUCAAAGCAUGCGAUCGCGACGACACCCGGUGGAUUUCAGGCGCAGAUUUGAAAGCAUCCGCACCGCUGAUCUACGCGCAUUAUGAAAAGCGCAGGUUAGCUGAGGAAGCUUCACGACCAUGUCCCUCCCACCCGGACUGUGGUCCCUUCCUCUCGCAGUCCGAGCUGGCAAACCUACAGCGGGCCGUGCAGAAUCAGAAGACUCAGCACGAGGAUGCCACACGGGCACUGGACGCCCGUGUACUGGACCUCGAACAGGUUGUACCAGGACCAGAUGCCGGAGCUUCCAGCAGUGCAUCCUCUAGCCGCCAACUGGAGGAACGCAUUGACCACGUAGUGGCACUGCUAGGAGACAUAAUUUUCUCCAUAGAGCCGGCCACCAUCAGCCAGCGGUUCGAGUUGCUGGACACUAAGAUCAGUCAGCAGCAGCAGACUGACCACAGCCACAACAACAGCUCGGCGGGGCCAUACAAGAUGUCGACGUUCCGGAUCGAGAAAUUUGAUGACUACACACAUCAAGACCCGGUCGUCUGGUGGCAAGGAUUUACAACGGAGUUGUGGAUUCACGAAGUCCCUGACCAUCUGUUCAUCAGUGCUCUGUUCAUCAACACCAAGGGAGGUUGUCAGAUCAGGCUCAGCCACAUGGCAACCAUCCACGGCGUCCGGGUUUCAGACCUGUACAAGGUCUCCUGGGAAGACAUGACAAAGGAAUGGAAGAAGCGGUCAUGCGCCGCUCUCAGUCUCGCACUUGGUGAUCGCGAGCAGUACAACACUUUCGCGGAGAUCAUCAACAAGGCGAGAGAGCUCAUCAAGACUAACAGGCCGGCUGCACACGAGAAGUCCACGUGGCAGCCAACCUAUGUGGAGAAGGUACGAACUGGUCCACAACAGCAGCAGUUCGCUGCAGUCCGGUCGGACAAUGGAGAUAACCCUGCAGCCACUCCAGCAUCAAGUGACGGAGAUCAGGUGGCUGUUCUCCAGCCACGAAGCAACAACAAGUCCCGCAACAAUGGGAAGGCGAAAUCCGCAUCGCAGGCUGGAAAUGGACAACCAGGACAAUUUCCAUUGGUCAACUUUGGCUGGACCGAGGCGGAGUACAAGCUCGGGAAACUGAGCUCCGCGGAAGGUGAGGCGACUCCACCUUCUACUCCGCCAGAUUCGGCCGCCUUGCUAGCGGCCUCCUGCACAUCUGGGGAGGAUGCGAAUGUCGCAAGUCCUCGGUGUACUUACGAGGACUAUGCUGUCCACUUGGUUCCACCACUGGACCAACCGCUCCACGUGCAACAGUCCACCGCAUGCACGGUUUCAUCACCAUCGACAACCGAUUCGGCAGUUUCGCCGCAAUCUAUUGUCGGGGAUUCGACGUCAUGGUCAAGACUUGAAGAGAUCGACCCGUUGACGUUCGCGGACUUCCAGUCGAUGCCCGUUCCCUCGACCGGACGAUUGUCGAAACCGCAUUGCAAUGUGCUCAUGGCACAACUGCGGGACUACUUGCACACUGCAGUACCAGCUCCGUUGAUGGACGCCCGAGCAGAGGUUGUCGACCUUCACGCUUACAUCGCGAAGAUCGACCGCGAAUUCAAUACGCAACGGUACGACGACAUCGACGCACCAUUGCUAUACGUACGCAUUCAGAUUGGAGAGGCGACCUGCAGUGCCUUGAUCGAUUGCGGAGCAUCUCGCAACUACAUCAGCCAAGACUUCAUGGUACGCGUCGGCCAUGGCCCACGUGUCCGGAGGAAGUCCCAGCCUACGCAAGUCACUCUGGCAGACGGUCAUACGCACAAGUCCAUCGACCGGUGCAUUGAUGCCGUCCCAGUGUACUUUGCCUCUCACGCAAGUGAGGCGGUGUCCUUUGACAUUUUGGACACCAAAUUCGACAUGAUCUUGGGCAUGUCAUGGCUGCGAAGCAAGGAUCACCCGGUGAACUUCUUCCACCGCACGGUUCACAUCCGAAAUCGGAACGGAGUACUAGUUCCAUGCACGGUGCCUCUUCCUCAUCCUUCGAUCAGCUGCCACGUGGUAUCCGCCGCAAGCAUGCGAGCUUUCAUCAUCAGAGACGACAUCGAGGAGAUGGGGGUGUGUUUUCUCCACGCCCUCCCUCCCCAUGACGCUUCAUCGACGGACUCACCUUCGGAUCCACGCAUCACCGAACUUCUCGACGCCUAUAGCGACGUUUUCGAAGGCCCGCACGGGGUAAUACCGGAUCGACCCAUCCGCCACGAGAUCAUCCUCGAGGACGGGGCCGUACCUCCGCGCGGUUGCAUCUACUGACAGCUUCGCCCUCGCAGGUGAGCUAGGUUCUUCAAGGAGGGGGGGGUGUGGCAUACUGCGUAGCCACACGG